This is a messenger RNA of Nematostella vectensis (starlet sea anemone), 1314 nucleotides long. RefSeq lists its product as uncharacterized. NCBI's taxonomy places the organism in Eukaryota, Metazoa, Cnidaria, Anthozoa, Actiniaria, Edwardsiidae. The record is from RefSeq and is a predicted model, not a curated record. Gene Ontology annotation, cellular component: extracellular region. The transcript has 3 exons. Gene Ontology annotation, molecular function: hormone activity. The coding region runs from base 416 to 907 and encodes 163 amino acids.
UAAGUAAUGGUUCGUGUAAGAACUACGGUACCCUGCGGCAACGCAUGCGCAGAAGUAGCUAUAAAACUUCAGUAAAAUCCUGCCCUCUGAUUGGCUAAAAUACAUCUUCGGGUGUUUUCCGUAUCUUAUCCAUUGAUUGACAAACAUUUAAAUUAAGAAUAAAACAAAGGUUGCAUUGUUACAACUUAUCCCCGAGUUUUGUCCGAAUCGUAUGUUCGGAAGUUAGAUUUCCGACAUAGCGCUCACGUCGCCAUUUUGAAUUCUACAUGCUUCCUCCUCGAUAUAUUAAGACAAGUCUCUCGCUAUUCAUGAUCUCUUCGAAAAUAGUUUGAAAAUCUAUUGUAUAUACUUUAAAGAAACGCUUCUGAGUUCUGUUUGCUUGCAAACUUUGUCCGAGAAGUUAGAAAAGCUUGUCAUGGUGUUCAAAAGGCAGGCAUGUUGCUGCCCAAACCACGAGGCUUGGUGUGGCAGUAAGCCUUCAGAUGUGGAACAGAGGUCCCUGAGAAAGGCGAACAGAGUAGAGAAAGUUUUCUUGGAGCUAGAUGACAAAGGCAAAAAGGGCUGGUCUAGAAGCAUUUGUAUGUACUGUCGACAGCGAGUCGAUUUGGAGCUUGGAAACCAACGCAUGAAAACUUCACACGAGAGCUGUAGAGAUGAAACUGCCUCAAGUUCCAGCGUGUUUUUCCAACCGGAAACCUCUGAGACCAGCGCCGCUGCUGAAGCUGCGUUAGAACCAUUCCAGGACAUUGAGGAAACCUCUGCACUAGGGCAAAUUUUGCCGUCAUCAGUUGAUGCUGUACGACUCAUGAAAGCAUCAACUAAACUAAGGGACAUAGAACUAAAGGACAUAAAACGAUGCAUUGAAGUAGAAGAUACGGCGUUUGGUGAAGCGAAGAUAUUUUUUUAGAAAAUUGUAAAAUAUAAAUAUCAGCAAUAACCCGCAAUUGUCAGUAAGAGCAGUGGAAUGCUUAUGCGGAUGCAAAAAGCUGAAAGAAAUAGUGAAUAUAAAUGCAGCCCGUCUGGAGCCAGAAGAAUUACAAUUUCUUCGCAGAAAUUUUCCGUGAGUCCUCAUGGCCUACUAUGUAUCGAAGACGGAGACCCCGAUUAUAAGCUGGACACUCUCGAAUUCAUCAAUGAGCUUAUGGAACAAACCUUGCUUGCGGCUUGUUUUAAGAAAAUAUUGUGCGUUCUGUCUGUGUCGAUAAAAUAAUAACUAGAGGACUGCUACUACUGUGAAUUCCAGUAAACUUUAUUGCUGUGGCUUGUAUGCGAUAAUAGUUGUAUUGAGGAUCGAAUAAAGCAAAAUUGGUAACU